Messenger RNA from Erythranthe guttata (spotted monkey flower), 2879 nucleotides. Its product is annotated as putative late blight resistance protein homolog R1B-16. Lineage: Eukaryota; Viridiplantae; Streptophyta; Magnoliopsida; Lamiales; Phrymaceae. Gene Ontology annotation, molecular function: ADP binding. The record is from RefSeq and is a predicted model, not a curated record. Gene Ontology annotation, biological process: defense response to other organism.
AAGAUUGAGAUCAUGGCAGCUUAUGCAUCUUUAGUUUCUGUACUGAAUAUUAUGGAUCAGAUCCAAAACCAUCCUCGCCUUUCCAUUUGUCUUCACCAAGAACAAGCUCAAUCUCUCUGCGAGAAGAUUGAUUUCUUACUAGAUUUUGUUGAGAGUACUCAUUCACAUGGAGGUAGCAAAGAAGUUGAAGUUUUGGAGAGCCAAAUUGCACGCGCAGCCUAUGCGGCCGAAGAUAUAAUCGAAUCUCAUAUAGUCGACCAAUUAGCUGCCGGUUCGACUUCCUUCCUCGAUCUACAGAAAAUAAUAGCCGACAUGGAUUCUGUCAAUGUUAAUAAAGAGGAAAUCAAAGAUCUGAAGCCCACAUCAUAUCCAACUACUUCAUCACAACAACCUCUCACUAGCAAUACAGAAAAAUGCACCAUGGUUGGAUUUGAUAAGGAGUCAUUUCAACUUAAGGAUGCUCUCACAGGACAACAAUCACGGUUGCAAAUCAUCCCUAUUGUAGGAAUGGGCGGAAGUGGUAAGACUACACUCGUCAAAAAUGUUUACGAAAGUUCGCUUAUUUUCCAUCACUUUGAUAUCAUUGCUUGGGCUACAAUUUCUCAAAACUAUACUGUUAGAGAAAUCUUUUCACAGCUUUUUUCUUGCCAAAGCAAAUCGACUGGUGAUCAUUUGAAUAUUCCCGAGGCUGACGAACACCAAUUAACGCAUAAGUUUUAUCAAAACUUAAUAGGUAGGAGAUAUCUAAUCGUACUGGAUGAUAUGUGGAGUACCGAUGCUUGGGAUCGGAUAAAUUUUUUCUUUCCAGAUAAUACCAAUAAAAGUCGAAUUGUUGUAACCACUAGGUUAUCAAGUGUGGCUACUUAUUUUGGCUCCUCGUCGUACCUUUCAAUGAAAUUUCUAAAUGAGGAUAUAAGUUGGAACCUAUUUUGUAAGAAAACAUUCGCGCAGUUAGAAGGUUGUCCCCCUGAAUUAGAGGAAAUAGCAAAGAAGAUUGUAAGGAAAUGCAGAGGACUGCCACUCUCAAUUGUUGUCAUUGGAGGGCUUCUUAGGAAGUCGUACAAGACAAAAGAAUACUGGGAGGAUGUUGCAAGAGAAAAAAACUCAAUUUUAAAUUUAGGAGACGACCAACAAAGUUUCGACAUAUUAUCUUUGAGUUAUAGCCACUUACCUGCUCAUUUGAAACCGUGUUUUCUUUACACGGGGGUUUUUCCAGAGGACCAUAGAAUUCAUGUGACUCAACUAAUCAAACUCUGGGUUGCUGAGGGAUUUAUAAGACCAAAUAACAGUCAAAGCUUGGAGGAGAUUGGUGAGGAUUACUUAAAAGAUCUCACUGACAGGAAUUUGAUUUUAGUACAUAGGUAUAGGUCAACAAGAAAAAUUAAAAUUUGCCUCGUCCAUGAUCUCUUAAGAGACUUAUGCUUAAAGAAGGCACAAGAAGAGAAAUUUCUUCGUGUGAUGGGGGUUUCGGACAUUCCGCAAGGCAUAGAUGAAGAGCGUCGCAUUGUAUUUCACGAAAAAAUUCCAGAGGACAAGUAUGAUGAUCCGCGAGUUUUUUCUCAUGGCUUGGAGUCGGCAUCUCUUGCUCGUUCUUUGGUAAGCAACGGGGGUAGGAUGUCGUUUAAGUUUAGAUUGUUGAGAGUGCUAUUGAACGUGGUCGAUAGUAAAUCUAGAGACGAUAUUUUCGAACUAUUUAACUUGCGCUACGCUUGCAAAUCCUAUUCCUCCGAAUCUCAUACCACUAGCGUUGGGCUUCCUUCGUCGAUUUCUCUACUUUGGAAUGUUCAAACGUUGAUUAUUAGAGGCAACGUACGAUUUGUUGCGCCAUCUGAAAUUUGGUCUAUGCAACAACUUAGGCAUCUGGAUUUCGCAAAAAUAUCUUUUCGUGAUCCUCCUUUGAGUGACCAACAAGAUAAUCAUCAUGACUCGGUUUUGCGAAACCUGCAAACGCUAAAGGGAGCGGUGAAUUUGAGGUUGAGUGAGGAGGUGUGUGAGAGAAUCCCCAACGUCAAGAAAUUGAAGAUAAUGUAUUUCGGUAUUUCAAGAAGCUCCCGCGACUACUGUCUCUAUAAUCUUUGCCGCUUACAAAAGCUCGAAUCGCUAAAUUUUUGUGUCUACGAGCCGCAAAAAUCAAGCGACGAACAAACGGCGCUGCUGCGAAGUGAUUUGGUGCGGAACACGAUCGCAUUCCCAAGAUCGCUCGUGAAGUUGACUUUAGAAGGUUGUUUUCUUAAUUGGGAAGAUUUGACAAGGAUCGGUUUGCUGCCCCAUCUUCAAGUUCUCAAACUGAUAAAUGAUUCCGUCGUAGGAUCGGAGUGGAAUCCAGUUGAGGGAGAAUUCCUUAAACUGAAAUUUCUAAAAAUUGUAAACUGCAGUGAUUUGGUACAUUGGAAUGCAGACAGCUCCCACUUCCCAGUUCUGGAGAAUCUCUUUGUUAUAGGAUUGAAAAAGCUAGAUGAGAUCCCUUUAGCCAUUGGAGAUAUACCGACACUUAGGAAUAUUCUUUUGAACGGAUGCAGCGAGUCUGCAGUCUUUUCGGUAAUUAACAUAGGUGAGGAUCAACAGAGCCUUGGAAAUGAAAUCCUUACAAUUCGAAUAUUCAACAAGAAAAAGGAGCUAACGAGUGAAGAGUUGAAGGAAAAAUUCCAGGCCUUCACAGAUGAAGUGAGAGAGCGUCAUUUCCCUCAAUGAGUGAAGAAACAUGCAUGCUUCUUUCGUGUUGCUCGAGACCGGGUUGAGGCUGGGAGAUUGAGAUUGUAAAUUGUAAUAUUAUUAUGGAGAUUUUAAUUUUAUUCUGUAAAGAUGAUUGUGAAUUUGUUUACACUGGUUUUUGUAGUUUGUUAAUUUACAUGUAUUGAUCGAUCACUUACAGAUGUUUU